This is a messenger RNA of Sus scrofa (pig), 559 nucleotides long. It is a transcript of the gene RNF181, whose product is annotated as ring finger protein 181. Gene Ontology annotation, cellular component: cytoplasm. Gene Ontology annotation, molecular function: ubiquitin protein ligase activity. Gene Ontology annotation, biological process: protein ubiquitination. The record is from RefSeq and is marked validated. Lineage: Eukaryota; Metazoa; Chordata; Mammalia; Artiodactyla; Suidae.
GCUGUGUCAGACAGCCCGGCUGCCAUGGCGUCCUAUUUUGAUGAACACGACUGCGAGCCGUUGGACCCCGAGCCGGAUGCCCGAACCAACAUGCUGCUGGAGCUCGCAAGGUCACUUUUCAAUAGGAUGGACUUCGAAGACUUGGGGCUGGUGGUAGAUUGGGAUCACCACCUGCCUCCGCCUGCUGCCAAGACAGUGGUUGAGAACCUCCCUAGGACGGUCAUCAGAGGCUCUCAGGCCGAGCUCAAGUGCCCCGUGUGUCUUUUGGAAUUUGAGGAGGAGGAGACUGCCAUUGAGAUGCCUUGCCAUCACCUCUUCCAUUCCGGCUGCAUUCUGCCCUGGCUGAGCAAGACAAACUCCUGCCCCCUGUGCCGCCAUGAGCUGCCCACAGAUGAUGACACUUAUGAGGAGCACAGACGAGAUAAGGCUCGCAAGCAGCAGCAGAAGCACCGACUGGAGAACCAUGGAGCCAUGUACACAUGAGGCGGCUGGGGCUGAGCACUGGUCCUCCACAACAUCUUCCGCUUGCGCCUCGAAUCAUUAAAGGUUUCUUUACCCA